CUGCGUCGUUAGCAGCAGAUGAAAAAAAAUAUAUAAAUAUAUAUCUCACUUUGCUUCGGCGAAAGGACGCGUUGUUUCAAAGGGAAAUAACUGAAGGUAGCACCACAGAGGACCUGUGCCUGUGCCCACCUUGGGUUCACCUUCCCUCACCAGAAAACCUUCAAACAGGAUACAUAACUAGAUGAGAGGAAGGACCUGAAGAAGACAGCUGAAGAGUGAGAGGAAGCAAAUAAGGGAGGAAACGGAUUCUCAAUAUUCCAAUGAUACAUCCAUUUCAGUGAGUCAGCCGACUUCUGAGAGUAUGAAGACCAGCUGUGUCACCCAGCACUGCAGCCCAACAAAACAUGGCCUAACAUGGGUCCUCUACUAAUCAACAUGAUGACCGUAAAGCUGUGACUGACAGUGAGAAGCCUUCACCCCUUUUUCAGCACCCAAACCAGACCCGUCUCCUCUCUGGAAGUUCUUCAACCUUUCUAACUUCCCUUUUUCCUGCAAACACAACCUCCUUUCUUUCCUGUCAAUACAAUUCUUAGUAAUUAUAGCACUCUCUUUUCUUUCCACUGGCACCAUGCAAGGUACUUUUACCACCUCCGGUCUCCUUCUCCUUAUUAUUCCCUCCCUCAUAUUCUUCUCCCACUUUCCCAACACGGUCAAAGCAGACUGCUGGCUCAUUGAGGGGGAUAAAGGGUAUGUCUGGCUGGCUAUCUGCAGUCAAAAACAGCCGCCAUAUGAAACUAUCCCACAGCACAUUAACAACACAGUCCAUGACUUGAGAUUGAAUGAGAACAAGCUGAAAGCUGUGCUCUUCAGCUCCAUGUAUCGCUUCACCAACCUGACAGACCUCAACCUCACCAAGAAUGAAAUCAGCUAUAUUGAGGAUGGAGCCUUUGCAGGACAAGCCAACCUACAGGUUCUUCAGCUGGGUUACAACAAGCUGGCAAACUUAACUGAAGGUAUGAUGAGAGGACUCGGCCGCAUGCAAUGCCUCUUUCUCCAACACAAUCUAAUUGAGGUUAUUGCCACCAAUGCAUUCUGGGAGUGUCCCAGCCUCAGCAGCAUUGACCUGUCAUCCAACAAACUUGCCCGCAUUGACCCUUCCACAUUUGCAGUUCUAUACCGGCUGAUGGUGUGUGAACUGGCAGCAAAUCCAUUUCAUUGUGGCUGUGAUCUUUAUAGCUUCCUAAUGUGGUUGGAGUCCUUCAACAAUGUCACACACACCUAUGAUCGCCUCCAGUGUGAGACACCCAGGGAGAUGUUUGGUUUCCCCCUACUGAGUCCUAUUGCUGCUGGCCAUGCUGGUCGCAAUGCCAAAAACAUUCUGUACCAUCACUGCCGAGAUGGAGUGAUGAUUCCAGGAAUGACCUCUCUCCCGCCAGACCUAGAUGGUCCUUCUGGGAUUGGACCAGAGAUGUUUGGAGGUGUGGGGCCCUACCACCAGCCCACCACCUCUUCUUCAUCUACUGAACACAGCUUCACUCCUAGCAUCAAGCUCCAUCAUGUCUCUUUGUCGUCAGCCUCCCUCCUUGUGCAGAUUCCAAGACCCUUCAGCAAAAUGUAUAUUCUAACGCAAUACAACAACACAUUUGUGUCUGAUGUCAUGAGCUUGAAGAACAAGAAGGAGAUGAUCACUCUCAACAAGCUCAAGCCACAUAACAAUUACACGUUCUGUGUGGGAUCCACCCGCAACUUUCAGCGUUAUAACCACACUUGCAUCCAGUUUUCCACUCGCGCUCAAAAUAAUGAUGACAUGCUCCCUACACCUUCUACCACUACUCACUACAUAAUGACCAUUGUGGGUUGCCUUUUUGGCAUGCUCAUUGUUUUAGGCUUUGUCUAUUAUUGUCUACGUAAGAAACGGAUGCAUGAUGAGAAGAAGAAGUCGGUUUGUGUCAAAAAGACUAUACUGGAAAUGCGCUAUGGACCAGAGGUGGCGGCAGCAGUGGCAAAUGAUCCAUCAGCAGUCCACAAACUUCAGGAGCAGUCCAGAGAACAUCAUCAGUAUCAGCACCACCAUGGAGGCAAACUCCCCAUGUCAACAUCCUCAAGCUCAGGAAUGCUACAUUCAGCUAACACCAGUUCCUCCAGACUUUCCUCUAUCCCUCAAGUGGAAAAAAUGGCCACUGCCUUUUCAGAGGCCAUGGCUACAAAUAAAGGAAACUAUAUGGAUAUCAGAUGUGGAGGGGUAGGUAUAGAUAGGGUGGGAGAUGGCAGGCUUGGAGGGAUGAGGGGGGAAGACUUCAGGGAUGAUGAUGGAUCUGAUGUUGGGGAAGACUCAGACGAUGACGGUCAUGGCUCUGCAUCAGAGAUCUCCACCAUUGCCAUGGAGGUGGACAAGGUUAACCAGAUCAUUAACAAUUGCAUUGAUGCACUGAAACUGGAUGCUGCAACAGUUUCUGCUUCAGGUGUAUCUACUAACCCUACAUCCUCCUCCAAUCCCACCUCCCCUCCUCCCACCAGUGCAUCUUCUAUUAAUCGUGGCCUAAUCCCACUCUCCCAAGGGAUGACAGAGACGUGCCAAGUCAUUACUCCCAACAAAAUACCUCCUCCACCUCCACUCCCUGGCUUGAAUGCCCCUCUCUCUGAGCGUCCAGGGAUCACUGGUGGUGGCUUUGUCAUUACUCCGCCCUACAGGCCCCCUCCACCAGCCACUGCUGUGCGCCCCAUUCAGCGGCAAAUGAGUGCAGAUGCAGCUGUGAUUGUUGUAAAUGCUGUCAAGAAACAGAGCAGCACCACCUCUUGUGGACCCAUGGAAUGGGACAGGGAACGUGGAGGAGCUAGGGUGUAUAGCCUGGAUAUUCCUGAGCCAAGGAGCCCAGAUGCCUGUAAUCAACAACAGCAGCAGUACUCAGACCGGGCCAGUCCCAUGAGCUGUGUGGAGCCCCUGGAGAGACUGCCUUUAGUGGGAAGCGGGAGCUGCGGCGGAUGCGACAGUGGUGGUGCUGGUGCACAUCAGGACAGCCAGAACCCACACCAUUACCAUCAACAGCAGCAAAUACAACAGCAGCAGCAGCAGCUAGAGGUGCAGCAGGACUACCACUGCUCGGAGCAUCGCCACUCUGUCCCAGCUCUCUACUAUGAAGGCUCCCGCCAGGGAUCCCCAGCCCAGAGAGUUUCAUUCCUAAAGCCCCUGACACGCUCCCGAAGGGAUGCAGCAUCUUACUCCCAGCUUUCGCCUGCCCGUCACCAUUCCAGUUACUCUGGCUACUCCUCCAGUCCAGAGUACUGCUCAGAAAGCUCUCUGCGCAUCUGGGAGCGCUUUCGUCCCUACCGGAAAGGCCAGCGGGAUGAGGCCUGUUAUGUGAUGGCCGGAAAUGCCCUUCGAAAAAAGGUGCAGUUUGCCAAAGGCGAGGACCUGCAUGACAUCCUUGAUUAUUGGAAGGGUGUGUCAGCACAGCAAAAAUUGUGACUAGGGGACCAGAAUUAAGCAUUGUGGCUAAAAAGAGUUAGGAUGCUUUCUUUCCUGAGAGGCCUGUGGGGACAGAUCAUCAUUUAAUCAUUUAAAGUUAAUGGGGAAAAAUGUAGAACAUUUU
Messenger RNA from Monopterus albus (swamp eel), 3530 nucleotides. RefSeq names its product extracellular leucine-rich repeat and fibronectin type III domain containing 2b (gene elfn2b). Gene Ontology annotation, cellular component: plasma membrane. Gene Ontology annotation, molecular function: protein binding. The record is from RefSeq and is a predicted model, not a curated record. Lineage: Eukaryota; Metazoa; Chordata; Actinopteri; Synbranchiformes; Synbranchidae.